This is a messenger RNA of Hippocampus comes (tiger tail seahorse), 917 nucleotides long. RefSeq names its product beta-2-microglobulin (gene b2m). Lineage: Eukaryota; Metazoa; Chordata; Actinopteri; Syngnathiformes; Syngnathidae. Bases 91 to 444 code for a protein of 117 amino acids. The record is from RefSeq and is a predicted model, not a curated record. The transcript has 3 exons.
CGGUUUAGCUUAACUUUUCUUUUCGAGGGCCUGCCUGGCAUUUGUCAGCGUUUAAUCGUCGGCGAAUUUCCGUCCUUGGUGUUCUCAAAAAUGAAGUACAUGGUGAUUUAUGCUGUUUUGGCUGCUGUAUACUGGAAGGUGGACUCCAAGUUCCAAUCCCCAAUGGUCCAAGUAUACAGCCACCAGCCGGGAAGGUUCGGAGCGCCGAACACGCUGAUCUGCCACGUCAGUCAGUUCCACCCCCCUGACGUCACCAUCCAGUUGCUCAAGAACGGAGUGGAGAUACCCGGUGCCAUCGAGACCGACUUGAGCUUCGGAAAAAACUGGCACUUCCAUCUGACCAAGUAUGCUCCCUUCACACCAGCGAGGGAUGACAAAUACAUCUGCCGGGUUACUCAUUCGUCGGAUCCUUCCAAGUCUAUUGACUGGGAUCCCAACAUGUGAGCAGGGGCCAGUCACUGCGUCACAAUGCAGCCAAAAUCCUUGAUUGGCCACGAUGACGUAUCUUCUGCAUUGCUCUUCUGCUACAGGCAUUGGUUUCAACUCGCGGAUAUUUUCAAUCAAAUUCUUCAUCAACUCAGUCAUUACCCCAAUCCGAUCCCUAAACUCACAAUCAGUCAUUUAUGGGCCAUAUCGCUCCCAAGGAAAUAGUGACAAUAAUUCAGGUUGAGUGUUCUGUUCACUGUGCUGCAAUUCAUUUUCAGGAAUGAUGAGGUUUGUACUUUGUUUUGGGGGGAGGGGGGUUGUUUGUUUUUAAGUGUGGUUUGUAACUGAUGAUCAAGUAUCAUGACCAAUAUAUUUUUUGAACAAGCUGGUGUUAACAAUCGUGUAAUAAAAAUUUGGUAAGAGAUAUUUCAUUUGAUGUUUUGAAUUUGUCUCCUUUGGGUGAAUAAAGUAUGAUUCACUUUUGAGCUGUA